GAAAAUAAAAAAGUUCCGGAAGAUAUUCCCAGCAAUUUGAAGAAAACUUGAAGUAAUUCUCCAUAUAUGUGAGCAAUAUUGCGAAUAAAGUUAAGUUUCGUUGGCACUAGUCGGCAGUUUGAUCACCACAUUUCCACUUUUAGAGCAUCAACUUUUAUCUCAGAGGUGAAUGUUCUAUUACUUCUAUUAUUAAACAAUGGCAAGAGGACAGCAGAAGUUGCAAUCACAAGCCAAAGCACAGGAAAAGGCUGCUAAGGCCAAAAAGCAGCAAGGCCACAGUGCUACUGACCAGAAGAAGGCGGCCCAGAAGGCUUUAGUGUACGUUUGUACCGUUUGUAAGGCCCAAAUGCCUGACCCCAAAACUUACAAACAACACUUUGAGAAUAAGCAUCCCAAGAGUGAAGUGCCUGCAGAAUUGAAAGAUGUAUGAAAAUUUCAAUUCGCGUUUAACACCAUCUGUGUUUCACUGUUAGAGGGACACUUUUUGUUGUUAUGGUUCUUGAGUUACUCUUCCUUUCAUUUCAUUCAUUUGGCUAUCUUUGAAGUUGUUCAUAGUUGAAUCUUAAUUUGUAUUUAUUGACUACGGCAAUGUUGUGUUAUUCAGAUGGUUUGUGAUUUUUUAUUCCUACAUUUGUACUAAUAAACAUGUUUGACCAA
Messenger RNA from Tribolium castaneum (red flour beetle), 657 nucleotides. Its product is annotated as zinc finger protein 706. Lineage: Eukaryota; Metazoa; Arthropoda; Insecta; Coleoptera; Tenebrionidae. Bases 197 to 430 code for a protein of 77 amino acids. The record is from RefSeq and is a predicted model, not a curated record. The transcript has 3 exons.